Cucumis melo (muskmelon) is the source of this 3377-nucleotide messenger RNA. RefSeq names its product NDR1/HIN1-like protein 1. NCBI's taxonomy places the organism in Eukaryota, Viridiplantae, Streptophyta, Magnoliopsida, Cucurbitales, Cucurbitaceae. The record is from RefSeq and is a predicted model, not a curated record. The transcript is spliced from 3 exons. Bases 224 to 862 code for a protein of 212 amino acids. Gene Ontology annotation, biological process: defense response to other organism.
CACGCAUAUACUCUCAUUAUAUCCACCAAAAGAAACACCAACUGAAUAAUGAAUAUACCCUUUUCUUCGUCUUCUUCUUCCACUUUGGCCCUUCCAACUUUAUCACUUUACACAUCUCCUCUUCUAUUUCUUUUCCAAGUUCCCCCAAACAUUAUUAUAAAUACUCUCUUUCCCCAUCUUGAUCAACCCCAUGUAAUCACAUUAUUUAUCAUCAUCCCAAACAAUGAGCGCCAAAGAUGAGAAAGAUUGUGGCCACGACGACGACGACUACCAACAAUUCCUCCGUCGUCUCGGCAUCGUCCUCCUAAUCUUAAUCAUAAUCGUCGGCAUUAUAAUCUUCAUCGUCUGGGCCGUCCUCCGCCCGUCAAAACCACACUUCAUCCUCCAAGACGUCACCGUUUUCGGCCUCAAUGCAUCUGUUUCCCCAAAUCUCUUAUCCCUCAAUCUGCAAGUUACUAUCUCUUCACGUAAUCCCAACGAUCGCAUUGGCAUUUACUAUCUCACAAUGGAUGUGUACGGCGCUUAUCGUGGCCAACAAGUUACACUUCCUACGCUUCUCCCUUCUACGUACCAAGGCCAUCGCGAUGUCGUCGUUUGGUCUCCAUUCCUUAGUGGCGAUGCGGUUCCUGUCGCUCCCGACGUUGCUAUGUCGUUGCAACAGGAUCGAAACGUUGGAGCUGUUUUGUUUAAUGUGAAGAUUGAUGGGCAGGUUAAGUGGAAAGUUGGGACGUGGAUUUCAGGUAGGUAUCAUUUGAAUGUUAACUGUCCGGCGUUCAUUAAGUUUGGGAACCCUGAUCGUGCCAUUGCCAUUGGUUCCGCUAUGAAGUUUCAAAUUGUUCAAAGCUGCAACGUUGAAGUUUGAACUUUUUUUUUGUUUAAUUAAAGAAAUUGUUUUAAAUAACAAAACUAUUUCAAAAGAAAAUAUAUUUUAAAAUAUAGUAAAAUUACUUUACUAUAUUUUAAAAUAUUUUUUUUUUGAGUAAGUUUUGUUAUAUUUGAAAACAAUUUUUUUAAUUAAUUAAUUCAAUUUUUUUUCUAAGUAUUGGAAAUGAGAUAUUGUAUGUUGGUAUUUUGGGUAAGUUAUAGAGAGGAAGCUCUCAAGAGAUUAAUUAACUAAUUAAUAUAAUGUAAUCUAAAGCACAAUAUAACUAUAAUUAGUCCUCAUCUACUUUCUUUUGCCUUUGGAUUAGAGAUUAAUUAAUAAUAUAUUAUAUCAUGGUUUUGAUUUAUUUGUUUUUUAGAGCAAAUAAGUUUGAAAUUUGACAUUUUAAUAUAUAAAUACGUAUACAAUCAAGAUGUUUGUAGUUUGAAUUACUAUUUUUAUAUCAUGAUAAAAAAUGGAAUAUCAUCGAGUGGAUUGGUAGUUGAAAAUUAGGUUGUAUUCCUACCCUCGUUGAAUUGGAAUGAGGUUGUCACAAUAUAUAUAUACAUGUAAUUCCUUCAUAAUGAUUAUUGUAGGGUUUUGGAUUCUCAAAUACUUAUACAUCUUAAGCCUCACGUUCUUUUUUACAAAAGUAAGCUUAUAAACACUCGAUUUUCCUUCGAAUUUUAGAAUGAGAGAAUUGCUAUGGAUUAUAAAUACAUCUUAGGUUUAUGAAAAUAUAUUAUAAUUAAAUUAAUACAUAUUGACAAUCAUGUUUAAGAGUGGGUUUUGCUUUAUUAAUUUAGGUCAUGAGCAGAUAUUUUGAAUCAUACCUGUGGAAAAAAAACAUGCGUACGACAUCUAAUUUCAUAGUUUAAUUUAAUCAACUCAAACAUAAUUGAUAUUAUCUUCUAUGAAAUAAUAUCAAAGAUACUCAUAGAUGUUCGUAUCUAUCACUGAUAGACUAUAAAAUUUUGCUAUAUUUUUAAAUAGUUUUUAACUUUUUUUUUUCCUACCUCAAAUUAAAACAAUAAGGAAAGAAGAAAAGUUAGACACAAGUGGUUGAUAGGGAAGGGGAAGCUUCUGUUCUGUUCCUACCAAAAGGAGAUAUGGCAGAUAAACUAAAUCUAAUUGACCAUUUCUCUAUGGUUAUAUACUUUGAAAAAAAUAUAAAGAGAAAGUGUAGUUGGAAGAAACACUGCAUCCUUUGAAAAAAGGUUUAAAAGUUAAAAAGAAAAUGAGAGAAAGUUGUCAUAAACUUAUAGGGAUUUUAUCUUGACUCAUAGCUAUAUUUCCACAAUAUCAUAUUCUUCUUAUCACUAAUGUAAUUCAAUUCAUGCAAUUUUGUGUAGGCAGUUUCGUUCUAGACAGUAUAAAAAAUUAUAUUUGAUCUCUUCAUGAAUAAUAGUAAUAAUAACAAGAUGUGAAGUUUUAAAUCCAAUUAACUUUUACAUAAUUUUGAGUAUAAAAAAUUUGAAAAAACUUAUUCAAUUACAUUAGGUUGUAUUUGUUCCCACUAGACCGAACUAUCGAUUAAUAAGGUUAGAGAUUUUCUUUCAUUUACGCAUAAAAUUUAAUUGAAUAUACCAAUACUCACAGUAUUUUUUUUAAAAAAAGUUAUUUUAGAUGACAAAAUUUAGGAAAAUAUUAGCAUUUAUUUACGACGGAUCGAACUAAACUACUAUAUGUAUAAUAUUUUAUAAAUAUUUUGGUUAAAAUAUAGUAUAGUUUCGAAAAUAUUUACCAAAAUAUAUCAUAAGGAAGCAAAGGUGAAAUGGUCUUUUCGCGUUUCCCGUUUAUUUCCAAUUCGAACAGAUAAAAUUGCCACCGUGCGACGUCCGUUCACGUCACUUCGAUACCGCCAAUCCGGCUGCGAGCUACGACGAAGAAUGGCGAAGAAAAGAAUCCAUACGCCCAUUUACAAGUAACCACUGUUUGUGCUGUCUGCCAGAAAAAUUCAAGUAUUCAGUACCAUUCUCUUUUUGGGUUCUGUUUUCUUUCUCAUUCCACUUCUUUGGCUAACCCUACAUGGGAAACAGACCCGUGAAGCAACCACAGGAAGAAGUUUUCUUGAAGAUAGUACCUCCUUUGGACCAAACAUAUGUUAGAUGGCUAGCUCGUGAUCUCGAGAGGAUUCAUGGCUUCACCCCGAGAAAUCCUCGUGCCGUGAAGCCUCCCGAUCACUACAUAGAGUUCAUGCGCUUGAAUGGAUGGUUGGACGUGAGCUUAGAUGAUCCAGAUCUCGCACGUUUACUCAAAUAGCCAUGUCUUACAAACUCGAAAGUGUAUCAUUGUGGACAUCUAUCCUCUAUCUUCUUAUAAUGUUAGUUCAAAGACUCUCCAACUGUCAUUUGGAGGUAAUCCUGUUUAUGUCAACCAGUUGUCCAUUAGCAAUUUCUGUUAACAGGAAUUGUGGAAUAAAAUUCUAUGGUGUUGCCAAACCAUCACCUCAAUUCGAUAUUUGUAAUGUCAUUAUUACUUCACAUUAGUUGAAAUUUACCAUUUUCUUUUUUUA